Messenger RNA from Linum tenue, 1951 nucleotides. Lineage: Eukaryota; Viridiplantae; Streptophyta; Magnoliopsida; Malpighiales; Linaceae. The record is from the annotation of a GenBank genome assembly.
GCCCAUAUAAUUAUCAGAUUAGCGUAGGUGUUACAGUUAAUGACUUUCUUGCGAAAAAAGGACACCCCCGAUUAGAGCCCAACAUCUUAGGCCCAUAGGAGUCCGUAAACUGCAGCCAACCAACCGCCAUCCAUAGACCAUGACCGAAACCCCACCAAACUAACCAACCAAUUGUCAGCCAAAUCCAACGGCCACCACACCGUCUUCCUGCCUCCUUCCCCCGCCUUUCCUUUCCUUCCUCCGUCCCCGAUUCACUUCUUCUAUCACAAAUCCACAUCAGCCGGCACGGCGAGAAUACCACAUCUCCGACAGCCAUGAAACCACGUUUCCAAACCCUAUCGAGGGCUCUUCGCUCCUUCUCCACUACGAUCGAGCCCACGAAGCCCCAAUUCGAGCAGACCCUGGCCAGCCUGCGAGCCCGAUUGGCUGCUGAAUCCCCCAUAAUCUCCGACUUCGUCGACCUCCAGUCCAACGACUCCUACUCCGUCGAGGUCGGAACCAAGAAGAAGCCGCUUCCCAAACCGAAGUGGAUGAAAGAAGCGAUUCCCGGUGGGGAGAAGUAUGUUCAGAUCAAGAAGAAGCUGAGGGAAUUGAAGCUCCACACUGUCUGCGAGGAGGCGAAAUGCCCUAAUUUGGGGGAGUGCUGGUCCGGCGGCGAAACAGGGACUGCUACGGCGACGAUUAUGAUUCUGGGAGAUACUUGCACGCGUGGGUGUAGCUUCCUUUUGGCUGUUUCAAAAAGGUUUUGUAAUGUGAAGACGUCGAGAACUCCUCCGCCGCCUGACCCCAACGAGCCAGGAAAUGUGGCUGAGGCGAUUGCGUCGUGGGGACUGGAUUAUGUGGUGAUUACCAGUGUCGAUCGUGAUGAUUUGGAUGAUCAGGGCAGCGGCCAUUUUGCUGAAACCGUGCAAAAGUUGAAGGCUUUGAAGCCUAACAUGCUUAUAGAAGCCUUGGUUCCUGAUUUCCGAGGGGAUUCUGGUUGUGUUCAGAAGGUUGCAACAUCAGGAUUGGACGUCUUUGCUCACAACAUUGAGACAGUUGAAGAGCUCCAAAGUGUUGUAAGGGACCACCGUGCUAAUUUCAAGCAAUCUUUAGAUGUUCUAAUGAGGGCCAAAGAGUACGCCCCUGCUGGAACGCUAACCAAGACAUCGGUAAUGUUGGGAUGCGGUGAAACACCCGAACAAGUUGUGAAAACUAUGGAGAAAGUGAGAGCUGCAGGUGUUGAUGUGAUGACUUUUGGUCAAUAUAUGAGACCAUCCAAGCGCCAUAUGCCGGUAUCUGAAUACAUUACCCCUGAGGCCUUUGAGAAGUACAGAGUUCUAGGCAUGGACAUGGGAUUUCGGUACGUGGCAUCUGGUCCAAUGGUUAGAUCAUCAUACAAGGCGGGCGAGUUCUACAUCAAAUCGAUGAUUGAGUCGGAUCGCACAGCUGCAUCUGUAUCUUAAGAUGAAAAUUUCUUGCAUUUGUCCUUUUGUUCCACAUUGGAAACAGCCCCUGUCACUUUCAUUGGAAGUAAAGAUCCAUGCAGCGGGAGAUUACAUUAAUGGCACGUACAACAAAACCUGGGUGAGCUGUUCUUGGGAUUUGGAUUAACUUGAUGUUAAGCGUCACUUUUGUUUACUCGGUCAUCCUUCCUGGCUGUAAAUUUCAAUAAUUGUUUGAGCAAGGCCAUGAAUCGUAGUGUUUAUAAUUGCUGCACCCUUGUCGAGAAUUAGAGGCAACACAUGAAGUGAAAUAACCGGCUUUGCACAUCUCGAUUCGAACGUGUUCUUUGUUCUCUAAGAAAUGAGUCAUUGUCGUUUAACUGAUUUUCGGCUAACAUUUGUAUCAGUGUAAUAUAAAAACACUGUUCAUCCUUUUACUUACAGGUCAGGGUAGUUUUGUGAGAUCGGAUGAUACAUAUGGUGUAUGGUUCAAACCAGACUAAAUAGUAAUACUCUAUAGUUCAGAC